GCCCGGCCGAGAGCGGGUCCAUGGGCCGAGUCCUGCCGCGCUGCGGGGCGGCGCUGGGCCUGGCGCUGCGCCUGCUGCUGGGGGCUGUAGCCCCGCGGGGGGGCCACUCCCGCCUGCACUCCAGGCGCGUAUUGGACACGGUGGUGUCGGAGCCCAGCCCGGGGCUGCCCUGGUUCAGCCGUGUUGUGUACGUUGAUGAUCAGGUCAACUACGUCUACACCAGCGGGACGCAGAGGGCGAAGCCUGGCCCAGUGUGGAUGGCGCAGCCCGAGGGUCCAGAGUUCUGGGACGAGAGGACCUUGUGGGGACAGCGCUGGCAGGCCUGGUUCAACACGAGUCUGAACACCCUGAGUCAGGUCUACAACCAGGGUGAGGGUGAGUGA
Molecule: messenger RNA, 383 nt
Organism: Mauremys mutica (yellowpond turtle)
Lineage: Eukaryota; Metazoa; Chordata; Testudines; Geoemydidae
Product: class I histocompatibility antigen, F10 alpha chain-like
Exons: 2
Coding region: 21-383 (120 amino acids)
Biological process (GO): immune response
Cellular component (GO): external side of plasma membrane
Source: RefSeq, a predicted model, not a curated record